GGCGUACCGCAUGCCAUGUCACCACGCCGACUCGCUCCUUUCCUCCCGAAUACGCGCCUCCUCCUCCUCCGCUCCCUAAACCCUAGCCUCGACAUGUCUCCGGCCGCCGCCGCCCACCUGACCACGGUCACCGACCCCGACGAGGAAAUCUGCUCGAGCACCGUGGUGGCCGCCGCCGCCCCCGAGGAGAUCGCGCCGUCCGUGCCCCUGCCUCCUCCCCCGGCGUCCGCGGAGGAGAGGGUGGAGCGCGCGUGGGCACACUGGAGGCGGCUGGGGGCCCCGAGGCUGGUAGUGGCGCCCAUGGUGGACAACUCGGAGCUGCCCUUCCGCAUGCUGUGCCGCCGCUACGGCGCCGACGCGGCCUACACGCCUAUGCUCCACUCCCGCAUCUUCUCCGAGAACGAGAAGAAUAGGAACAUGGAGUUCACAACCUGCAAGGAGGAUCGCCCACUUUUUGUUCAGUUUUGUGCGAAUGAUCCUGACAUUUUGUUGCAAGCUGCAAAGAUAGUGGAACCGCAUUGUGACUAUGUUGAUAUAAAUUUUGGAUGCCCACAGCGAAUUGCUAGACGGGGUUACUAUGGGGCGUUUCUUAUGGACAACCUUCCCCUAGUAAAAUCCCUUGUGCAGAAUCUAUCAGCAAACCUUCAUGUUCCUGUCUCGUGUAAGAUUCGCAUAUUCCCACGACUUGAGGACACACUAGCAUAUGCAAGGAUGCUCGAAGAAGCUGGUGCUUCUCUUGUAGCUGUGCAUGGCCGGACAAGAGAUGAAAAAGAUGGAAAGAAAUUUCGAGCUGACUGGGAUGCCAUCAAAGCUGUUAAAGACGCUCUAAGAAUACCUGUACUUGCAAACGGAAACAUUCGCCAUAUGGAGGACGUGAAGAACUGUCUGGAACAUACUGGUGCUGAUGGCAUACUUUCAGCUGAACCUCUUCUAGAAAAUCCAGCAUUAUUUGCUGGUUUCCGGACAAAGGAGUGGAAAGAAGAUGAAGAUAAAGAUAGUGGCUUAGACCAGACUGAUCUAGCCAUAGAAUAUUUGAAGCUGUGCGAGCAAUACCCUGUGCCAUGGCGAAUGAUUCGAUCCCAUGUCCACAAGAUGCUGGGCGACUGGUUUAAAGUGCAUCCACAAGUGAGGGAGGAAUUCAAUGCCCAACCCAUCCUCACUUUCGAGUGGUUGCAUGAUAUGGUAAAGAAGCUGAAGGAACUUGGUGGUGGAAUACCACUUUACAGAGACAUCCCUAUUCAGUCACAUUCAGAUACCAUAGGGGGCGGACUAGCUGCAAGCAAAGCCUGAUGACACCCAUCAAUUUUGUCUACAGCUUACCAAUUUAUGAAAAGAAACGAAAGAUGAACCACAAGGCACCAAGUAUUAACUUAUGUGAUUGUAUAGAUUGUAGCAGCAUUUUUGUGGUGGAACACUCAGAUUUGUGGCAACUACCAUGAGUAGUGGUUCUAAAGAAAGGAAAGCAGUACUAGAGAGAGAGAAAAAAAUCUGAGUAAAGAUAUUUCAGUGGUUGCUCAACUGAUUUAUUGUGAGCAUCUGCAGUUGACCACUUUUGUGUGUGUUGUGAAUGUUGAUCAUUUAUUGUUGUAACAACUAAUUCAUAUAUUUGCAGUCAUUGUUAUACGGUUUAGGUAAGCAAAA
Brachypodium distachyon (stiff brome) is the source of this 1641-nucleotide messenger RNA. RefSeq names its product tRNA-dihydrouridine(16/17) synthase [NAD(P)(+)]-like. Gene Ontology annotation, molecular function: tRNA dihydrouridine synthase activity; flavin adenine dinucleotide binding. Gene Ontology annotation, biological process: tRNA processing. The record is from RefSeq and is a predicted model, not a curated record. The coding region runs from base 16 to 1290 and encodes 424 amino acids. Lineage: Eukaryota; Viridiplantae; Streptophyta; Magnoliopsida; Poales; Poaceae. The transcript is spliced from 3 exons.